GCAGAGCCUGUAGUUGUGAAGGUAACGAAACCCAGCAUUACACAAGGGUUGGCGCUGUGGUGGGAAAGUCAGAUCGUGACAGGCUAACAGCGGCGAACUGUAAACAUGGCGGCGUGCACAGCUACAGGGCUGUGUCGAGAACCCCGUUACUACUAGUUUGAGAGACGGAGACACCUCAAAAAUGGAGACCGAAGAGGAGCAGCACAUCACCACGCUCCUCUGCAUGGGUUUCCCCGAUCCGGACGUUAUUCGGAAAGCGCUCCGUCUGGCAAAGAAUGACAUUAACGAGGCAGUGGCGCUGCUGACAAACGAAAGCCCCGGACUCGGGUAUGGAUAUGAGCCGAUGGAGAGUGGACCUGCCCCAGGCUUGGGCUCGAGUGGGGACGGAGAAACUAGCGGGCGCACAGGAACGGGUGGUUUUGAUCCACCUCCUGCAUACCNUUCCACGUGUGUAUUGCAGAGGAGCAAUGACGAGAAUGGGAACUGCUCAGGGGGAAGCAUGGAGUUUCCCACCACCAACCUGUAUGAGCUGGAAAGUCGAGUCUUUACUGAUCACUGGUCCAUACCGUAUAAGAGAGAGGAGUCUCUCGGCAAGUGCCUCAUCGCAUCCACCUGCCUCGCCAAGCACAGUCUUGCAGAUGCCGAUGAGAACUGCAAGCGCUUUAUGGAUCGCUGCAUGCCAGAGGCCUUUAAGAAAUUGCUGACCAGCAGUGCUGUACACAAAUGGGGCACCGAGAUUCACGAGGGCAUAUACAACAUGCUCAUGUUGUUGGUGGAGCUGGUCGCAGAGAGAGUCAAGCAAGACCCAGUACCUGUCAACCUAAUGGCAGUCCUGACUAUGGCCUUCAACCCUGAUAAUGAGUACCAUUUCAAGAAUCGGAUGAAGGCCUGUCAAAGGAACUGGGCUGAAGUUUUUGGAGAUGAGGCCAACAUGUUUGCUGUCUCUCCCAGUAACAGCUAUCAGAAAGAGCCUCAUGGUUGGCUGGUGGAUUUAGUGAAUCGAUUUGGAGAAUUAGAAGGAUUCACUGCCAUCCAGACUAAGCUCAACACGGAGGAAAUUGAAAUUGCUUGUGUGUCUGCUCUGGUCCAGCCUCUUGGAGUCUGUGCAGAAUAUCUGAACUCCAGCCUCGUCCAGCCCAUGCUUGACCCAGUCAUCCACAAAAUGAUCACAUAUGUGCAGAACCUGGAAGAAAAAGAUCUUAAAGACAAGCGCCUGGUCAGCAUCCCCGACCUGCUGUCAGCCAUCAAGUUGCUGUGCAUGAGGUUUCAGAGGGAACUAGUGGCUGUGGUGGACGACCUGCGACUCGACACUCUGCUGCGUAUGCUUAAAACCCCCCACUUCUCCACAAAGAUGAACUCCCUGAAAGAGGUGACGAAGUUAAUAGAAGAGAGCACUGUGUCUAAGUCAGUGAAAAAUGCCAUUGACACAGACAAACUGCUUGACUGGUUGGUGGAGAAUUCAGUCUUAUCAAUAGCACUGGAGGGUAAUAUUGAUCAAGCUCAGUACUGUGAAAGGAUAAAGGGAAUCAUUGAGCUUCUGGGAAGUAAACUGUCACUUGAUGAACUCACCAAAAUCUGGAGAAUACAGGCGGGCCAGUCAUCAACUGUGAUAGAAAACAUUCACACAAUCAUUGCUGCUGCUGCUGUGAAGUUCAGUUUUGACCAACUUACCCACCUCUUUGUGCUCAUACAGAAGAGCUGGGAGAUCGAGAGCGACCGCGUGAGGCAGAAGCUGCUCAGUUUGAUCGGGAGGAUUGGCAGAGAAGCUCGCUCUGAAACUACAACUGGAAAGGUGCUGGAGGUGCUGUGGGAUUUGGCUCAUCUCCCCACCCUCCCUACCAGUCUGGUUCAGGAGGCGUUGGUUGAACACCUGGGGAUUCUGAGUGAUGCUUAUGCUGUUAAAGAGACUGUGAAACGCAGCUACAUCAUUAAAUGUAUUGAAGACAUUAAGAAGACUCACACUCAGGAGGACAGUAAAGGCAGCGACACACAAAGCUCAUUUCUUACUGGCACUUGGGGCAAGAAGAAAUCUAGCACUUUGACCAAAGCCUCACAGCAGAGCACUCCUCAGGCGGUCUGGGUCGUCCCUGCUCUCCGUCAGCUGCACGAGAUCACUCGCUCUUUCAUCAAGCAGACCUACCAGAAACAAGACAAGAGCAUCAUUCAGGACCUGAAGAAGAACUUUGAGAUUGUUAAACUCAUAACAGGGUCUCUUGUGUGCUGCCACCGUCUUGCCGUCACUGCUGCAGGAAGUAAUGGACUCUCAGGGUCUACCCUGGUGGAUGGACGAUACACCUACCAAGAGUAUCUGGACAGCCACCUGCGCUUCCUGGCCUUCUUCCUCCAGGAGGCCAGUCUCUACCUGGUCUGGAACAGAGCCAAAGAACUCUGGGAGUGUCUGGUGUCAGGGCCUGAUGUCUGUGAACUGGAUCGUGAGAUGUGUUUUGAGUGGUUCACUAAAGGACAACAUGACCUGGAGAGUGAUGUUCAGCAGCAACUCUUCAAGGAGAAAAUCUUAAAACUGGAGCCCUAUGAGAUCACCAUGAAUGGUUUUAAUCUGUUCAAGACUUUCUUUGAGAAUGUUAAUCUCUGUGAUCAUCGCCUAAAACGCCAAGGAACUCAGCUGUGUGUGGAGCGCCUUGACUUAGCAGGGAUGGAUUUUAUUUGGCGUAUCGCCAUGGAAACCCCUGAUGAAGAAAUAGCCAAUGAAGCAAUCCAACUCAUCAUCACUUACAGCUACACUAACCUCAAUCCCAAAAUGAAGAAGGAUUCAGUAUCUUUGCACAAGAAGUUCAUUGCAGAUUGUUACAAGAGACUUGAGGCAGCCAGUUCAGCCCUCGGUGGGCCAACUCUGACCCACGCAGUUACUAGAGCAACUAAGAUGCUGACGGCCACUGCCAUGCCGACAGUGGCCACAUCUGUACAAUCACCAUCCAGGUCUACUAAGCUGGUAAUAAUUGAAAGACUGCUGCUAUUGGCUGAACGCUACGUCAUCACUAUAGAGGACAUGUACUCAGUUCCUCGUACUAUUCUACCUCAUGGAGCUUCUUUUAAUGGACACCCCGUUACUCUUCACAUCACCUAUGAGUCAACCAAAGACACUUUUACCAUAGAGACCCACAGUAAUGAGACAAUAGGAAGUAUCCGGUGGAAGAUAGCAGAGCACUUAAGCUGUCCAGUGGAUAAUGUCCAGAUCUUUGCCAAUGACAGUGUGUUGACCAUGAAUCGUGACCAGAAGCUGCUGUCGCAGCUCGGCUUCAGUGAUGAGCAGAGUCUGACUGUGAAAAGCUCAGGAACUGGAACGCCUUCUGGCAGCUCAGAAUCUUCUGCCUCAGCCUCAAGCAGCUCCAGCUCGGCUGUCUUCAACUCAGCCUAUGCCUUGGAACAGGAAAAGGCCCUCCCUGGUGUGGUGAUGGCUUUGGUGUGUAAUGUCUUUGAGAUGCUGUACCAGUUGGCCAAUCUUGAUGAAACCAGGAUUACACUUCGUGUAAGGAAGCUGCUUUUGCUCAUCCCGACUGACCCAGAAGUGCAGGAUGCCCUAGACAACUUUGUUCCUAAGGAAUCGAGUGUCUGGAGCCACCAGAAGACUCUGUUCACCCUCGGAGUGGGAACAGGCUCACGCUCUCCAUCAAUGACUUCCAAACAACAGCACCAGCCCAGUGCUGCAUCCAUUUUAGAGUCUCUCUUUAGGUCCUCAGCACCUGGCAUGUCCACCUUCAGAGUGCUCUACAAUUUAGAGGUGCUGAGCUCGAAGCUCAUGCCCACAUCUGAUGAUGAGAUGGCCAAAACCAGUAGCAAGUCUUUCUGUGAGAAUUUCCUAAAAGCUGGGGGACUGAGUCUGGUCGUAAAUGUGAUGCAGAGGGAUUCAAUCCCAUCAGAGGUUGACUAUGAGACCAGACAAGGAGUCUACUCUAUCUGUCUUCAGUUAGCCAGGUUCCUUCUGGUUGGUCAGAGCAUGCCUGCAACACUCGACGAUGAUGUCAUCAGAGACGGUGAUGCCCUGUCGUCCCGUCCGUUUCGUAACGCAAGUAGAAGUGGUCGGCAGCUAUCUCUUUGUGGAACUCCAGAAAAGUCCUCAUACAGACAGAUGUCUCUUGGUCCUCCAGGUUCUGUGUUUUACAAGCCAAUUGUUUUCUCUCUUCUUCAGACCAUGGAGGUGGAUGACUUUACCUCCACUGUGGCCUGUUUCAUGCGUCUGACCUGGGCAGCUGCAGCUGGCAGAUUGGACCUUGUUGGUAGCCCACAGCCAAUCAGAGAGACCCACGGCUUACUCAUGUCACAGGGAGUCCGCACCAGAGUCAGCAGUACAGGUAGUAACUGCAGCUCCAGCAGCGAGGGGGAGUCCAUACCCACUGCAUUACACGCAGGAAUCUGUGUCAGGCAGCAGAGUGUCUCCAUUAAGGACGCCAUCAUCGCCCGUGAGGCCCUGUCGCUGCUGGUUACUUGUCUGCAGCUACGCUGUCAGCAGCUGUGUUCCUUUUACAACCUUCCCUCGGUCAAUGAUUUCAUUAUUGAUAUUCUUCUUGGGUUUCCUAGUGAGGAGAUCCGACGUGUGGCUUGUGACCAACUGUACACUCUCAGCCAGUCUGACACUUCAGCUUUCAACGAACUGCAGAAACCCAACCUGUUCCUGCUCUCAGUCGUUCUCACAGCUCAACUGCCUCUGUGGAGUCCAACAUCUAUCAUGAGAGGAGUCAACCAGAGGUUAUUGUCUCAGUGCACAGAGUACUUUGACCUAAGAUGUCAGCUUCUGGAUGACCUAACCACCUCAGAGAUGGAGGCUUUAAAAGUGAGUGCAGCCACCAUGCUGGAGGAUGAGAUCUCCUGGCUCGAUAACUUUGAGCCCAGCUGGAGCUCUGAAAUGGAGACCAGUGAAGCAGACAACAUUCUCCUGGCUGGUCAUCUCCGACUCAUCAAGACUCUGCUGUCACUCUGUGGAAAUGAGAAAGAACAUCUUGGUCCAUCUCUAAUCCAGCAAUUGUUGGACGACUUCCUAUUUCGAGCCUCACGCAUCAUCAUCAACAGCUCCAACUCCACACCAUCACCAGCUCCCAGCCAUGAUUUCCAUCCCAAGUGCAGCACAGCCAGCAGCAGACUGGCAGCCUACGAGGUUCUUGUCAUGCUGGCAGACAGCUCUCUCUCCAACCUUCGCCUUAUCACCAGAGAGUUACUGUCCAUGCACCACCAGUCGGAUCCUUCCCUCUGUAAAGAGUUUGAUUAUCUGCCGCCCGUUGAGAGCAGAUCAGUCUCUGGAUUCGUUGGACUAAAAAAUGGUGGAGCCACGUGUUACAUGAACGCAGUCUUUCAGCAGCUCUACAUGCAGCCAGGCCUGCCAGAGGCGUUCCUGUCUAUUGAGGAUGACACAGACCAGCCAGAGGAAAGUGUCUUCUACCAGGUCCAGUCUUUGUUUGGACAUCUGAUGGAGAGCAAACUACAGUACUAUAUUCCUGAAAACUUCUGGAAGAUCUUCAAGAUGUGGAACAAAGAGCUGUAUGUCAGAGAACAACAGGAUGCCUAUGAGUUCUUCACAAGUCUUGUGGACCAGCUUGAUGAACAUCUCAAGAAAAUGGGCCGAGAGCAAAUAUUCAAAAACACAUUUCAGGGAAUUUUCUCAGACCAGAAGAUUUGUAAAGACUGUCCUCACAGGUAUGAGCGUGAGGAAACAUUCAUGGCAUUGAACCUGGGAGUGACUUCCUGUCAGAGUUUAGAGAUCUCCUUGGACCAGUUUGUCAGAGGAGAGGUGCUGGAGGGCAGCAACGCCUACUACUGUGAGAAAUGCAAAGAAAAGAGAACCACUGUGAAAAGAACAUGCAUCAAAUCCCUUCCUAGUGUCCUUUGCAUUCACCUCAUGCGAUUCGGCUUUGACUGGGAGAGUGGACGCUCCAUUAAAUAUGACGAACAGAUCAGGUUCCCCUGGGUGUUGAACAUGGAGCCUUACACCGUCUCUGGAAUGGCUCGUCAGGACUGUAGCGGAGAAGGCGAGAGCCGAGGAGAUGGGGCGUCUGGAGGUUCCCCCAGGAAGAAAGUUACAAUUUCAGAGAACUAUGAACUUGUGGGAGUCGUUGUCCACAGCGGUCAGGCACAUGCCGGCCAUUACUACUCCUUCAUCAAGGACAGACGUGGUGGCGCCCGGGGACGUUGGUACAAGUUCAACGACAACGUGGUGGAAGAGUUUGAUAUGAAUGAUGAAACUCUUGAGUACGAGUGCUUCGGAGGAGAAUAUCGCCCCAAAGUCUAUGACCAGUCCAAUCCCUACCCUGACGUGCGGAGGAGAUACUGGAACGCAUACAUGCUGUUUUAUCAGAAGAUCAGCGACCAGAACUCACCCGUUCUGCCCAAAAAGAGCAGAGUGAGCAUCAUGAGGCAGGAAGCCGAGGACCUUACACUAUCUGCUCCAUCCUCUCCCGAUGUGUCCCCGCAAUCUUCCCCGCGCCCCCCGAGGGCCAACAACGACCGCCUCACCCUCCUCACACGUCUGGUCCGCAAAGGAGAGAAGAAAGGCCUAUUUGUAGAGAAGAUGCCGGCCAGCAUCUAUCAGAUGGUACGAGAUGAAAAUCUGAAGUUUAUGAGGAACCGAGACGUCUACAACAGCGACUACUUCAACUUCACCCUCUCUCUAGCCUCUGUCAAUGCAACGAAACUGAAGCAUCCAGACUACCAACCUAUGGCCAAAGAAAGUCUUCAGCUUGCAGUUCAUUUUCUUUUCCAUACUUACCUCCACACCAAAAAGAAACUCCGGGUGGACACAGAGGAGUGGAUGGCCACAGUGGAGGUGUUGCUGUCCAAGAGCAGUGAGGCGUGUCAGUGGAUGGUGCAGUACCUGGUUGGGCCAGAGGGACGAGAGAUCACCAAGGUUUGUCUGUUAGAGUGCAGCUUGAGGGAGGUGAGGGUGGUGGUCGCGUCCAUCCUGGAGAAGACCCUGGAGAGUGCUCUACAUUUUAAAGAUCCAGGAUUGGAUAAUCUGAUGGACGCCCUGCUGUCCUUAUUAGACAAGGACGUUCCUGAGAAUGUGAAGAGCUGUGCACAGUACUUCAGCCUCUUCAGUAGCUUUGCUCAGAGGGGUUGUGGACCAUCACAGUUGCUGUUGAAACACUCAGCUUAUCGCCGGUUGCUCAUUUUCCUGUUGGGAACCAACAGACAGAAUAACCAGAACCGACGGUGGAGCCCAGCACAGGCGCGGGAGUUCCUUCACCUCCACAGCGCUCUGGCACUCAUUACUCUGCACUCUGACAUCAGUUCACAGCGGACACACGCUUCCGGUGACUUUAAGCUGCAGGCGAGUAACUUCUCAUCCUCCACGUCACUGCUGCCCCUCCACAAUGACGUUCUGACCUCACUUUUCACUCCAGAAGGACAGCCUUACCUUUUAGAGGUGAUGUUUGCCAUGCGUGAGUUGUCAGGUCCACUGUCUGUCCUAAUAGAGAUGGUGACCUACUGCUCCUACUGCAACGAGCCGUUCUCCCUGGGCGUGCUGCAGCUCCUUAAGGCCCAGCUGGAGUCGGCUCCACCUCAUGAACUGAAGAACAUUUUCCAGAUGCUGCAGGAGCUAUUAGUAGUGGAAGACCCACUGCAGACACAGAGACUCAAGUAUGCCUUUGAGUCAGAGAAAGGCCUCCUAGCCUUAAUGCACCAGAGCAACAACAUGGACAGCAGACGCUGCUACCAGUGUGUGAAGUUCCUGGUUACAUUAGCCCAGAAGUGUCCUCCAGCCAAGGACUACUUUAAAGACUUGUCUGGUCACUGGAGCUGGGCAGUGCAGUGGCUACAGAAAAAGAUGACAGAGCAUUACUGGACCCCUCAGAGUAAUGUCUCCAACGAGACGUCAACCAACAAAACCUUCCAGCGUACCAUUUCUGCACAGGAUACCUUAGCCUAUGCCACAGCGCUGUUAAAUGAGAAGGAGCAGUCUGGCAGCAGUAACGGCUCGGACGGAAGUCCAGCAAAUGAAAGCGCAGACCGCAGCCUGCGACAGGGGUCAGAGUCUCCCAUGAUGCUCGGCGACUCGAAGAGUGAUCUGGAAGACGUGGAUCCGUAGCUGCUCUCUAACCAGCAGGAUGCCUCUGACGGAGUGGCGGCACAGCUGCGGGCAGCCAGUGGAAAAGGCUGCACUCUGCCUCUGAUUGGUCGGAACAUUCUGGGACUAAACAACAUGCCAAUCAGAACAGAAAACUCACUCCCCCUGUUGCCACGGCAACGCAGGAGCUAUGAAUAAACCAUGAACGACUUGCCGUGGUGAUGAUGGGUCCGCAUCAACGCUGAAGGCAGCAUAAGUUAAGACCAGUGGAAAAGUGGCAAAAGAAAAAAAGAACCCUCCACAAUCAUGGAUGACUUCAGUUGAUCUUUUUGUUCAUUCAUUCACUCAGAAUGACAGAAAGCAGUGGGAUGUGUUUGGGUUGUGUUUUAAGAAUUUCUUGGUCAUAUUUGCCAAUGUAUCUACAUAAACAUAUUGUACAAAAAAAAUUGUUCCAUAGAUGUGACGUCCAGUGUAAGAUAUUUUAAAGUCUCCUGCGCUCUUUUCUCAGCCAUGCAAUUCAUGAGAGGACACAGCGGUCACUCUAGAGGAACUGUCUUACACACACACUCACACACGCACUUGUACAGGAAUGCAUACACAGGAACACUUGGGAGAGGGCGGGGUUAAGCAUGCACUUUAUAGUCCAGCCCAGUACAGCGGUUCCUCUGGAGACCCUCGUGUGCCUGUGCCCUCUUUUCUUUUUCUUUCUUUUUUUUUGUUUUUUUUUACAGCUUUUGUUUUCAGUGCCACUCACUCAGAAACACAGGAGCCCUGACACACGUCCUGUGACCUGACCUUUGGUCCCCUGGUGACCAGUGUGGCCAAAGGGGACACAGUCAAGAGUCAAGUCUGUCCUAGAAAAGAGGACAGAUCCAGGCCAUCAGCAGGUCUGGCAGAAGCAGUGCUAUGGUCGGCACUUUCUCCUCUCCUCCUCCGUGCUUCCUGACAGGAAGACCGACCUGCUGGAUUUUUAAUCCUCACAUUACUGUGUUUUAUUUCCUUUGACUCUGGAUGGAUUGAUUACUGGAGAGGAUGCUUAUUGGGACUCAAGCCUUAUGCAAGAAAAGCUGAUCUAGAUGUGCACAGAUCAGCCAUGGUGGGCCGUCAGUGCCAACUGAGUCAGAGCUCAGCAGCAUGUUUUAUUUUUAGGUGCCAAGGCAACAAUACACAAAGAUAAACAGACAAAUGUUCUUCUGAAUAUGGUACAACAUUCACUCCUCCACUGCUCUCACAGUCACAAAGAACAGGUGCUCCUUGUCUCGCUGUUACCUCUGCUUUAUCAGGUUUUGAUUCUUUUGCCUUUUUGCUCUUUGUUUCACUCACGGGAAACGCACUCACCCACAGGAGCCGGACACAGAUGUAGCUGUAGUUUCACUCUGAACCAUCACCUGUGCGUCUGUAGUCGCUGCCUCAAUCAUCGGGAGACUUGAAGUGCCUUAACCUCCCGACCUUUUUUUCCCCCUCUGUGCCGCUGUACCGUCAUCUGUCCGAGGAGGUGUGUCCACCUCUCCUUCUCCUCACUGCACCAAAUCGUCUCACUGUAGAAGUGCGACGGGGCUGUUUGACUCCUGUUACUCCAACGUCGCACAGGGAGGAUUUUCUCUGUGUGCUGAGUUCAAGGACUGUUGGAAUGUGUGUUUUGGAGGAGGCUGGAGGUGUUGGGCUUCAUCUUGAAUGAAACAGGGUUUAGGUGACAGGACAGAGCAUGGGUGGAACUUCAAAUGCUGCUCGUCUUCCCUCUGCCCUCAAGCAGAGACAUUUCGUAGAUAGGCGGUUCACACUUAGCUAGUUUAAAAAAGGCCACACACACACACCCACACACACACACUUUCACUUCUGAAGACCCACAUGUUCAUCAGCUUAGGUCUCAGCUUUAACGGGUGAAUGUUUACAGUGUGAGGACCUAAGAAGCUGUCAUGCAAAACGCUUUUCUGUCAACAUGUGGUCAGUCCACUGACGCUCCACAUGUCUCUCUUCUUUCCCACUCUCUCACUUGAUGUGAAGGUCACUUUGUGCUCCCCAGCACAUUUGCAUGUGUGGCAGUUAGUGGUGGUGAAGUUUGUCUUUUUUGUGGGUCAGAGAUAAGGGAAGAAGAGAGAGAUAAAAAAAAACCUCCAUGUAGUUUGCUGUCGUGUCUUUUGGUCAUUUCCAUUUGCUGUUACAAUCACACACCCACCAGUGUGGCUGGUAACGUGCUGUUUAAUGGAGCUCCGCCCGCUCUGACAUGGCCACGGCAACGUGGUUCACAAUCACGUGAAAGUCCCUGCCUGUUCUGUCCAAUCACUGCAUUUACACCAGAGUCUUUAUUUUAUUGUUGGGGUCUGGGGAGGGAUGACGAAGAGUGUGGGUGGGGAUCAGCAUCUCUACGGGUUUUUACUGUAAGUCAACUUUGAAAAAUCACGUCUGUCAUCACAGGAUUCUGUAAUGCAUGUUAAAACGUCAUUUUUAAUUUGUACAUCAGAGUUUGAUUAAGGGGAAAUUUGAUAUAAAAAUAAACUGGAAUGCAAAAUG
Messenger RNA from Cynoglossus semilaevis (tongue sole), 10525 nucleotides. RefSeq names its product ubiquitin specific peptidase 24 (gene usp24). Lineage: Eukaryota; Metazoa; Chordata; Actinopteri; Pleuronectiformes; Cynoglossidae. Gene Ontology annotation, biological process: protein deubiquitination. Gene Ontology annotation, molecular function: protein binding; cysteine-type deubiquitinase activity. The record is from RefSeq and is a predicted model, not a curated record. The coding region runs from base 182 to 8035 and encodes 2617 amino acids. The transcript is spliced from 68 exons. Gene Ontology annotation, cellular component: nucleus; cytosol.